Molecule: messenger RNA, 2270 nt
Organism: Chiloscyllium plagiosum (whitespotted bambooshark)
Lineage: Eukaryota; Metazoa; Chordata; Chondrichthyes; Orectolobiformes; Hemiscylliidae
Gene: sumo1
Product: small ubiquitin like modifier 1
Molecular function (GO): protein binding
Source: RefSeq, a predicted model, not a curated record
UUGUACGUCAUGACGUAUAUGACGCGUUUACGUGCUGGGUCGGUACGCAGAAGUGACCGGUGAGAGUGUUGCUAUUUAUUGGUGGUUGAAUUCCCUCAAACUACAUCUGUCCGGCGUUAAUAUGUCUGAUCAGGAGGCAAAGCCUUCCAGCCAAACAGGAGAAAAGAAGGAUGGUGAAUACAUUAAAUUAAAAGUUAUAGGCCAGGACAACAGUGAGAUCCAUUUCAAAGUGAAAAUGACCACGCAACUAAGAAAGCUGAAGGAGUCCUACUGUCAGCGACAGGGAGUUCCACCAAAUUCACUUCGAUUUUUGUUUGAAGGUCAGCGGAUCACAGAUCACCAAACACCUAAAGAGCUUGGCAUGGAGGAUGAAGAUGUGGUUGAAGUUUAUCAGGAACAGACAGGAGGAUGGUUGAGAGCUUAAUUGCUGGUCCAUGCAUCAGAAUCCCGAUCAUCUGUAUAAUUUCUUUAUUGUUUCUUGUCAGCUGUAAUCACUGAUUUUAUAUAUUAAAAAAAAGGAAAAAAAAAGAGACCACUUUCUUUCAUAUGGUUUGUACGACAGGUUGAUGCCCAGCUGAAAGUUCUUAUUUUCAGUACGUACUGUAAUACAACCAAUUCCGUAUAUUCAGCAUAAAUGGCAACAAAAUGUCAACUGAGUUUUCUUCAAAAGAGAAGUUUGUGACUUGAGUACCUUUUUUAUAAAUUAAUAUUUUUCAUUACCUAAAGACCAUUUUGGAAAGUUUUUUCCAAUUUGUAGGACAAAUGGGCUUAAGAAUGGUGUGUGAAGGUUUUCUUGCAUGAAAAGUUACGUUCUAAAACAUACAUUCCCAAACCUCAAUCUGAAAUUGUAAAACAAAAUUAGCAAAUUGCAUUGUAGUGCAUCUCUUUGUCUCCUUUAUUUGGAGAAAGUGAGGUCUGUAGAUGCUGGAGAAUCAGUGUCGAAAAGGGUAACACUGGAAAAGCACUGCAGGUCAGGCAGCAUCUGAGGAGCAGAAGAGUUGACGUUUCAGGCAUAAUCCCUUCAUCAGGGCUACCUGAACUGCUAUGCUGUUCCAGCAGCACCCUUUUCGAUUCCUUUAUUAUUUGGCCAGACAGAAUUUUAACAUUUUAAAUUCAAAAGCUUUUGGGGUUUUUUUUUAAAAAAGAGGGCAUGCACCAGCUAUAAGGUGGUUAUAAACUCACAGGCUGCUCUUAGAAAUGUGGUACAGCAGCAGUUAAAAUAUCAUGGUGCUGCCUCUGUAUUACAAGAAAAUACCCUUGUAAAAUCACAUUGGUUCUUGCACAAUGUUUGUCAUGCUGUUCCUGUUUUAAUCCUUUCACCCACUUAAACCUAUUUGUGUUUCAGAGCAAAAUGCUCAGAACUUUGCAUAGGUAUCUCCUUUGUGAAAGUAAGCUUAUGAUUAUAGAUGCAGAAAAGUCAUACAGUUCAGCAAAUACUUUAGGGCAAACUGUAUGGUAGACAGACUGCACUGCCACCCUAAGCUUUUCAGUGAAAUCAACCAUUGGAGGGUUACAUAGGGAUUACUUAAGGAAGACACUGGCAGGAAACAAUUCAGAUUUGUUUGGUCUUGUUCAUUGUAGAUAUCAGUUGAUCUGGUUUAAUUUUAGGAGAGGGUUUCUUUUAAGUGAAUACCUCAACUUUCAAUCAUUCAUGCUAUUUGUUUGCCAUUGUAGAACUGGCAGAUACAACAAAAUUCAAUAUUUUUGUUUUCAGUUUUCUUAUUUGUAUGUACUUUAUACGCAUCAGGAGUUUAGAUUCAUGAAUUCACUGCUACUCUGCUGGAAAGACCAGCAUAGCGAAUUUUUGAGAGAAUAGAUGUGAAUCGUUGUAAAUGGAUUUUAAGAAUUCGUACAUGAUUAAAUUUGGAAAACAUUUUUGACUAGUUCAGAAUAUGGUUCGGUCAGGCUGGAUUAAAUGGAUGUGUACAGAAAGGGGGAAAAAUCUAUUUUCCAAUUACCAGUAUGCAUACAAUACUAGUGUUUUUUAAAACCAUUUAUGGCCAUACCAUCAGAUGAAUUGUAACUAUUUGCAUAAACAAGCUUAAAAUAUCAUUUUCCUUAAAUACCAACUGUACCAAGUACAAUGUUGUGAGAGCAUUUUUAAUUUUUUUAAAAUUGAAAAGUCAUUUUAGUGAUUUGUCUUUCUUUUUGCUCAUGGAAUCCCCAAAAUUUAUUACACGGUUCAUAAGAUAUGAAUGGGGAUUGUUCAACUUUGUACAUAAUCUUAUGCUAAGAUACUGAAUAAAGACAUGAGAAAAUAGUGAUUAGAA